AUGGAGGGACCAAAAAUAACAGUUGUGAUCAGAAAGAGACCCCUAGGAAAGAAAGAAUUAGCCCGUGGUGAUUAGGAUAUUGUACAAGUUAAAGAUUAAGCAACAGUAUUAUUAAGCGAGAUCAAGUAUGCAUUUUGAAAUCCAAUAUACUCUUUUUUUUUAGGUAGAAAGUUGAUCUGACCAAGUAUGUUGAAUAGCAUCACUUCAAUUUUGACUUAGCAUUUGAUGAAAGUGUGAAUAAUGAAGGAGUUUAUUCAACUGCAGUGCGUCCAAUUAUUGAAGCAGCAUUUAACAAAGCAAAAUGCACUUGUUUUGCUUAUGGAUAAACAGGAAGUGGAAAAACAUUUACAAUGCUUGGAGAUCCUGAAGCAAAUGUUCCUGGACUUUAUCUAAUGGCUAGUUAUGACCUUUUUGGCAUUUUAUAAAGAGUAAUUUACAUCACUAUUAUACUUAUAGCCUGAAUAUAGCAAUUUAUAUGUGACCAUUUCUUUUUAUGAAAUAUAUUGUGGAAAAUUGUUUGAUCUAUUGAAUGACAGAACUUAAUUAGCUGCAUAAGAAGAUGCAAAAGGUAAUGUUUAAAUCAAAGGGUUAACUGAAAAAAAAAUUCAAAAUGUUCAGCAAGUUAUGCAAAUCAUUCAACAUGGAUAGAACUCUAGAGUCACUUCUUAAAACUCUGCGAAUUCAGAGUCUUCACGAUCUCAUGCAUUACUUUAAAUAAAUUUAAAAUAAGGCAAAUUAGUUCAUGGCAAACUCUCUUUUAUUGAUUUAGCAGGUAGUGAAAGAGGAGCUGAUGUUAGAGAUUAAGAUAAAACAACUAGAGUAGAUGGAGCUGAAAUUAAUAAAUCUCUUUUAGCUUUAAAGGAAUGUAUUAGAGCAUUGGAUCUUAAUAAGAAUCAUACUCCUUUUAGAGGUAGUAAACUUACUCUCGUACUAAAAGAUAGUUUGAUAGGUAAUUGUAGAACUGUCAUGAUUGGUAACAUAUCACCAAGUAGUGCUAAUAGUGAACAUACACUCAAUACAUUAAGAUAUGCAGAUAGAGUCAAAGAGUUGAAAAAACCAUAAGAACAAAAAUCAGGAGGAGAUGCACUUAAUAGAGAAUUGAUGUUAGCCAGAACAGGUUUAGUAUCUUUCUUAUUACGUUAGAUACCAACGUAAUCCGUCGAGAGUAUAGAAAUCCUGAUUCUGAAGAAGAAGAAGGUGAUGAUUUGUAUAGUGGCCCAUAAGGAUCAUAAGGAGGAUUAAGUUAGAUGAACAAUCAGAAAUAUCAAUAAUAAUAUACCAAUAAUAUGACAUCUUCAUAAUAAUACUAAUAAUAAUUUUAAUAUGGUUAAUAAUAGUAAUAAUUAGCACCUUAACCAUAACCAUAAUAACCACCUAGAACUUUAUCAGCUAAUUCAUAAUAAUAAUAAUAAUAAUAAUAAUAAUACAAUUAAUAAUUCACUAAUCCAUAUGCCAAACAGUAAUAACCAUAAUAGUAAUAGCCAUCAAAUAUUCCAAAAUCUAAAAGUGUUUAAGCAAAUCAACAAUAAUAGUAAUCAACAUCUCAAACAUAAUUGCCUAACUAAUAAUUUUUUAUGUAAUAACCAAUAAUAAAUCCAUAACAAUAAAAUAUAUAUUAAUAGUAACAAUAACCAAAUAUUUAAUAAUUCACAAACCCCUUACCUUAACAAUAUUAACCAUAGAUGUAUGGCAAUAUAGCAAAAUAAAAUAUUGCUCAAUAAAAUCCAUUAUUAUUUCAGUAAUAGUAAAGCCAAUUCCCAUAACAAUAAUUAUUUUAAUAAUAUCCUUAGUAAUCAUAUACAAAUAGCAAUAAUCAGAUCUAUUAAAAGCAAUAACCAUUGAUUCCAGGAAUGAAUCCAAUUGUUUAAGUGCCUAACACCUUUAUGCAACAUUACUUGGAUAAUAGUGUAAAUUAAUCGCAACAAGACACAUUUAUAAAUGACGAUUUUUAAGGAGAAGAUGGAGAUAAUUUAUUAUUGGAAGAAGUAGACCCAGAAUUAGAAAUAUAAGAAUAGAGAAAUUAAUUACUAUCAUAAUAACAUUAGGAAUUAGUGAAUAAAGUAUUAUAAGAAGAGGAUGAAAUUAUUGUAUUCCAUAGAGAUCAUAUUGAUGUGAUGGUUGAGAUAUGCAAAUCAGUAAUCAUACAAUUUAUUUUAUAGGAUAUGAUUUUAUUAAAUUCAUUGGAUCAAAAUUAAGUGGUAGUAGCUGAUUAUAUGGUGAAACUAAAAUAAAAUUUAUAAGUCAAAUAAUAGGCUAUCAAUGAUUUCUUAAACAAGUUAGGAUAAUAUGAAUUGUUGCUUGAAUAAGUAUUAAUGUCUAUUAAAUACUUUAGGAAUCUGAAUUAAAUGAACAGUUGUAGGAGAUCAGAUUGGAUAAUAACUUAAAUUAAACAAAUAUAUAAUGA
Paramecium sonneborni is the source of this 2404-nucleotide messenger RNA. Lineage: Eukaryota; Ciliophora; Oligohymenophorea; Peniculida; Parameciidae. The record is from the annotation of a GenBank genome assembly.